Salvelinus namaycush (lake trout) is the source of this 1050-nucleotide messenger RNA. Its product is annotated as rap1 GTPase-activating protein 2-like. Gene Ontology annotation, biological process: regulation of small GTPase mediated signal transduction; activation of GTPase activity. The transcript is spliced from 11 exons. Gene Ontology annotation, cellular component: cytoplasm. Gene Ontology annotation, molecular function: GTPase activator activity. The coding region runs from base 1 to 1050 and encodes 349 amino acids. The record is from RefSeq and is a predicted model, not a curated record. NCBI's taxonomy places the organism in Eukaryota, Metazoa, Chordata, Actinopteri, Salmoniformes, Salmonidae.
AUGGAGAGAGACAGCGAGGCCACAUACUACCAGGAGUUCUUCCGCUCACGAGCACCAGAUCUUAUAACAGCAUUUGAUGAACACAGAGUGUCUCCGAAUUUCAAGUUUGGUGUCUUGUAUCAGAGAGAGGGACAGUUGACAGAGGAGGACAUACUCUGUAACAAUGAGGAAAGUGAAGAGUUUCAAGAAUUCCUCUCUAUUUUGGGAGCUACAGUCGCACUUCAAGGGUUCACUGGGUUUCGAGGAGGUUUGGACGUGUGUCACGGCCAGACAGGAAGUGAUGCGGUCUUCACUUCCUUCCACAGCAGAGAGAUCAUGUUCCAUGUGUCCACCAAACUGCCCUUCACAGAGGGCGAUACUCAACAGCUACAGAGGAAGAGACACAUAGGCAAUGACAUCGUUGCUGUUGUUUACCAGGAAGGCCACACCCCUUUUCUGUCUGAUGUCAUCAGCUCACACUUCCUGCACUGUUUCCUAGUGGUCAGGAGGGUGAGGAAGGGAGUGGGGGAUGAGGGGGAGGAGGUGUCAGUCACAGCCAGAGAGGAUGUACCUCCCUUUGGUCCCUCCCUCCCUGAUCCUCCCAUAUUCACAGAGAGCUCCCUGUUGAGAGAGUUCCUUCUGACCAAGCUUAUCAAUGCAGAGAUCUCCUGUUAUAAGGCUGAGAGGUUCAGUAGACUGGAGCUGCGCACUCGUUCGUCCCUCCUGGAGGGUCUGCAGGCGGAACUGUCCACCCGCUCCCAGUGCAUGAUGGGAGAUUCGCCUGUGUCUGCCCUCUCGACUUCUGAGGGGAUGAGGGGUGUAACUGAGGGGAGUGGAGGGUUCAUCGAAAACUUUAAGAGAGCCAUUAGGGUACGCAGUAAUUCUUUUGACACUCUUGGGGGACCUAGAAAGAUGGGAGGGGUGCCGCUCCCACAGAAGCCCAAGGCUGCUACAGAGAGAGAUGGAGAGAGUGAGUUGGCCUACAAGCCCCCUGAACCCAGCUUUCCGCCCACAGACAACCUGGGCUCCACAGAGGUCAAAGACCACUCCAGUCCCCAGGAGAAUACGUAG